Molecule: messenger RNA, 1249 nt
Organism: Metschnikowia bicuspidata var. bicuspidata NRRL YB-4993
Lineage: Eukaryota; Fungi; Ascomycota; Pichiomycetes; Serinales; Metschnikowiaceae
Exons: 2
Coding region: 149-1075 (308 amino acids)
Source: RefSeq, a predicted model, not a curated record
CGCAGCGCAGGCAGGGCCAUGGACGCCUGGCGGACGCCGCGCGUAGGCUCCAAGGCACCAGCUAAUAAAGCGCGGCUAAUAAAGCGCGGCUAAUAAAGCGCGGCUAAUAAAGCACGGCUAAUGAACCGCAGUAAAUGAACCGCAGCUAAUGAACCGCAGCCAAUCGGCCGAAGCACAAACCAGCCACUGCGGACCAGCCGCCGCCGCUGCCCCGCCGCAGCACGGGACUCGUGAGAGUGCCGCGAGUGGGUUUUGGCGGCGAGCAGCCCAUGUUCAUGGCGCCGUUUCAAACCGCGGCUUGCCCGGCCACAUGACCUCACCUCAGCACACCGUGACAACGGCGUGGAAGGCGUCGCCCGUCUCCGGGCCCUUCUCACUGGCCCUGGCGCCGCACAUCCUGCGAACCGCGAGCACUGUAGGGCCGCGCACAGUAGGGCCAAGCACCAGUCAAACCCACCACUCAAACCCACCACUCAAACCCACCAGGAAACACAACAACACACAACACACAAACACACAAACACACAAACACCAGCCCAAACCCAAACACCAGCCCAAACCCAAACACCAGCACAAACAAACACAAACACCAACCCCUCCACGUGCCCCGCCCAAGCGCCCCGGCGCCCCCACAGAAAAACACUCCGCGCGGCCCGUCGGCGCCAACCACCAUCCGCAUGCUCUUUUACGACACCUCCCGCUACGUCUGCCCGUGCGGCGACACGGCGCCCGGCACGCCCGGGCCGGCCGCGCCCAGCGUGGCGCCCUGGAACGUGCACCGGCUCCCGGACCUCUUCUUCUGCCCGCACUGCCACGCGCUCCGCUGCCCCCACUGCUGCGACGUGGAGGUGGUGUGCAAGUACUGUCCCAGCUGCAUGGCCGAGUACACGGGCUCGCCGGGCGUGACGCGCUGCCAGAAGACCUGCGUCGAGUGCCCCGAGUGCACGGCGCCGCUCCGCGUGGCCGUCCGCGACGCCCCCCACGGCCCGCCCGGCAAGCAGUUCCACUUCGCCUGCGGCCACGCGGCUCGCGGGCGCGGGCCUUGCCGCGGGCACGGACUCCGCGUGCGUGUUGAACAUCGUCAACCCCCUGCCGCGCGAGAUCGCCGUGGCCGUGGCCACGCUCGAGCACAUCCCGAGCACCGUGUCGCGCGUGCGCCCGGCCGUGUCCGUGUCGCUCCCCGUGACGCGUGUCACGGUCCCGCCGCGCCGGGACAAGGCGCCCGUGCUCGACUCGGUGCCGACGCUGG